AUGAAGAUGACGGAAGCACAAGAGUUCUUGACUCCUACGAAAGGUGUGAAUUCAAGCAAAUUCAAUAUCAACCAUGGCCAUUUUAUUACGAACCUAGAGAAUCAGGAGAGUCCGUCCAAGCUAGGUGCAUACACACCGGGAAAAUACUCUACCAGUAGAGUAAUAGAAUCACUACACAAGCAGAUAGACGAGCUGACGAGUACGAAUCUUAAAAUGACGUCUCAAUGCCAUCAAUUAGUGAAUGAAUUGGAAUCUUCUGGGAAGAAACAGAAUAAACAAUUGGAGACCAUCUCGAGACUGCAGACAGAAAAUAUGAACCUAAAUGCAAUACUAGAUAGGAAAACUAAUAGAAUGAAUGAAUUGGAGAGUUCUUUGAAGAAACAAACUGUGUUCAAUGAAGAUGCAGCCAAAAAAAAUCUUGAGUUAGAAGAAACCGUUAAGAAACUAUCACUCGAAAACGAAAAGCUUACGGAACAAUCGACUCUGUAUAAAAUUCAAUAUGAAGCUAUCGUCGAUGCACACCAAUCUUAUAAACAGUUUUUCACGAACGAAACAAGCACUUUACGAAAUGAUCUAAUGUCUUUGAAACAAUCCAUGACCAAACAGUUGGAAUCUAAGACGAAGGAAGUAUUGGCAAUCGAUGAAAAGAUACAAAAUAAACUAGAGUCACUAGACAGUGCUCAAGAAUCCUUUAAAAAACAUGCAUCUGAGCAAAUAGAAGAUAAUAUCAAAGAACUAAGGCUUGAUAGUUGGCAAUCUUCGUUAAGAGAAGCGCAAGCUUUAUUGAAAGAAUACAAAUCACAAGCACAAGCAGAAGGUAUUACCAUUCAAGAACAACCCAAAGCGUCUAUCCCACAAUUAAGAAAUCCCAAGAGGAAAACUAGUGGUCAAAAGAGGACAAGUUUUUAUGGAACUCCUACUGGCUUCUCAAUACCAUCAAACAAACAAACGCCUCCAUCUAGCAGUUCAACUCAAUUGCCUGGCCUCAAAAGAGCUUCAUCAAUCAGAAUAUCAUCAGAUCCGAACCGUAAUAGAUAG
This is a messenger RNA of Kluyveromyces lactis, 1038 nucleotides long. It is a transcript of the gene SHE3, whose product is annotated as She3p. The record is from RefSeq and is a predicted model, not a curated record. NCBI's taxonomy places the organism in Eukaryota, Fungi, Ascomycota, Saccharomycetes, Saccharomycetales, Saccharomycetaceae. The coding region runs from base 1 to 1038 and encodes 345 amino acids. Gene Ontology annotation, biological process: mRNA transport; endoplasmic reticulum inheritance. The transcript has a single exon.